CCGCCCCGCCCCGCCGCGCCGCCGCCGUCUGGCGGAAGGAGCCAGGGGGCCGGUCUCACGUGGUGGGGCUGCCCGGGAGUCCCGACUAGUCGCCGCCGUGCUCCGUCCUCGCCCGCGGUCCCUGUCCCGGCCGGGCUUGGAGGCCAACUCCUUAACCUGGGACCUGCCCUCCAUCCUCCCCCGCUGUCCCCAGCGGCGGCGGGGCCAGAGGCGAACCCCUUACCUGGGACCACCUGCAGGUUGGUCCCUGCCCGGGGUCGGCCUGGAGGCUGGAGGGUGAGCGCCUAACCUGGGGACGACCCUCCGCCCCCUCCGGCGGCCCCUACGGAGAGUGGACCCCGAGAUAAAGUAUAGUGAUGGCUGCUGUUUAUUCUGGCAUUUCCCAUAAGCUUAAAAGCAAGACAACUUCCUGGGAAGAUAAACUAAAGCUAGCUCACUUUGCUUGGAUCUCCCACCAGUGCAUUCUUCCAAAUAAAGAACAAGUGUUACUUGAUUGGGCAAGACAGUCAUUAGUUGCAUUUUAUAAGAAAAAACUUGAACUGAAGGAAGACAUUGUGGAAAGGCUGUGGAUCUAUGUAGAUAACAUUCUGCACAGCAGAAAAUUACAGAAUCUCCUCAAGAAUGGGAAGGCGAUUAACCUGCAGGUUUCCCUGAUCAAGAUCAUAAAUGAGAGAAUAGCGGAGUUCUCGCUCUCGGGAUCCCAGACGAACAUCUGUGCUGUGCUCAGCUGCUGCCAGGGCAUCCUCUCGACGCCCGCCCUUGCGGUCAUCUACACGGCCAGGCAGGAGCUGAUGGUGGCCUUGCUGAGCCAGCUGUGCUGGUCGGCCUGCAGGCAGCCAGCAGCCGCUGUGGUGGCCCAGUUAUUCGAGGUCAUUCAUCUGGCCCUUGGCCAUUACCUCUUGAUCCAGCAGCAGCAGGUGAACCCAAGGCGUGCCUUUGGAGAGGUGACUGGGCAUCUGCUCCAGCCCUGCCUGGUCCUGAGGCACCUACUCUCAGGGGGCACGUGGACACAGGCUGGCCAGGGCCAGCUGCGGCAGGCACUGAGCCGGGACCUUCGGAGUCAGAUAGAGGCCGUGCUUCGAGGUGGCGCUUUUCAGCUCGAGCUGCUCUCGUCCUACAAGGAGGAGCUCUUGGACCAGCAGCAGGGGGACUCGAAGAUGGGGGCCAUGAAGAAUCUCCUCACCCCCAUGGACACCGUGGUUGCCAGGCUGGUAGAUGCUGGCUACUGCGAGUCGUCCCUUCAUGCUGUGGUUGUGGCCAACUCGGUGGCCUUGCUGUAUAAGCUCUUUCUAGACUCUUACUUCAAGGAGGGGAAUGAGCUGCUCUGCUUCCAGGUGCUUCCCAGGCUGUUUGGCUGCUUGAGGAUUUCACACCUGCAGGAGGAGCAGCUGCAAGCCCUGUCCACGGGGGAUUGGACCACAGAACUCCUGGUUGUAGAGCAGUUGCUGAGCUCCGUGGUGAGCAACAACAUCUACAACAUCGCAGCCGAUAAGAUUCGGCACGGAGAGGUCCAGUUCCGCUUCUACCGCCGCGUGGCCGAGCUGCUGAUAAACCACUCGCAGGCGUCCGUGCCGGCCUGGUUCCGCUGCCUCAGGGCUCUGAUGUCUCUGAACCAUUUGAUCCUGGAGCCAGACCUGGACGACUUGUUGGCCGCCGCGUGGAUCGAUGCAGACAUAGCAGAGUCUCGAACCAGAAAGGCCCAGGAGGCCCUCAUUCACACUCUCUUCCAGACGUACGUCAAACUCCGCCAAGUGCCACGGCUGUUUGAGGAGAUCCUGGGGGUGAUGUGCCGUCCCGCCGCCGAGGCGCUGCGGCAGCCGGUGCUGGCUGCGGGCCCCUCCUCGGUGCUCUGCGAGUGCCUCCUGGAGCUGCCUCCCAGUCAGGUCUUGGACGUGUGGUCCCUGGUGCUGGAGAAGUUCCAGUCCUUGGUCCUGCCUUAUCUGCGGGAUGACACCGACAUGGCCCUGAAGUCGCUGUCCCUGAGCUCCCUGCUGCACUGCAUCAUGUUCAACAUGCGGAGCCUGGACAGCAACACCCCUCUGCCCGUCAUCAGACGGGUGCAGGGCACCAUGCAGAGGAUGCUCCGGGAGCUCGUGAAGCCCCUGCUGGACCUCCUCCUGGACCCGCCGGGCCCAGAGCUGGAGCUGUGGCUGCACAAGGUCAGUGACUCUGCGCUGCUGCUGUCCCACACCUGGGCGCAGGUUGACACUGUGCUCAGUUUGAACUGUAGCCAGUAUCACGCUGCACCUGGGGCCGCUGCACCUGGGGUCCCUGCACGCGUUGCGCCGGAGGUCUCAAACUUCCCUCUGUUGCUCCCAGGUGUGGACACACACCACUGGAAGAAGAUAGAAAAGAUCACAGCUCAGUUUGACUCUGUGGGCAGGUAUUGCUUAGAACAGCUCUACUUGCAGAAAAUGAAAAGGACUUUGACGCAGACUGGGUUCCAGUGUGAGGAAGCCCUCUGUCCUCUGAGGGAUGAUGCCGCCUACAUACUCGCGUCUGGCAGAGAGAGCUUGACUGCGGGGACGACAGCUUCCUGGGAUGGCCAGGUGGGGACAGUGAGUGUGCUCACAUACCCUGUAGCUCACUGGCACUUGAUUGUGUCAAAUCUCACAAUCUUAACACCCUAUCUUUGUCCAGAUGACGAGAGGUACCUGGCCAGUGUCAUCCUGAACACUUUGCCAAUGAGCAAAGUCCAGGAGGGCUCAGCAGAUGAAGAGCCAAACAUCACACUUGAAAAAAUAUCUGCGGCUCUAUUUCAAAGCCCCCUCUUCCCAGAAAUGCAGUCCCUCUACUCGGCCUUCCUGCUGUGCCUCACUGAGAGGUGUGCCGGCGUGCUGUGUUCUGGAGCCUGGGGCGACCCGGUGCUUCUCGGUCAGCAGCUGCCCUGGCUUUUUGAAAAGGACCUUACAGGUGGGGCCCACUGGGAAACCAGGCAUGCCAAAGUCGGACCUGAAGGUACAGAGUCAAGAGGAGAAAUUGCCCAAACCUUACUGUCCUUGGCCAAGAGUGGCUUCCCGAUUCGGCUGGAGGGAAAACAGUUGGAGAGCAUCCUGGGGCUUUUGGAAGUCGUGUCUGCUCUGCAGCUGGACAGCCUCUCAACUGCCUGCCAUGCACACUUCUUCCUUCUGCUACUGUCCACAGCCAUGGCCAAGCUGCGGGGCUCCUGCUCCUCCUCACGGACCCUUAAGUUUCUGAUGACCUGCUACCGGCUUCUUGGUUUCCUGCAAAGAGGGAAGAGUGCCCGUUCAGUGCUCAAGGUCAUGUACGUCAGUGAUAUUUUUGAAGUCGUACUGACCUCACUGUUCAAAGCCAGUAGCAGAUUUCUUAUUGAUAGGGAUGACGACCCCUCUUGGCUGGAAUUCCUCCAAGUGAUAGGGACAUUCUUAGAACAGCUCCUGCAGAUGCUCAUCCAGAUGAAGCUCAGCUUGGUGCUCAAUUUUGGGAAAAUCGUCGCAUUCCUCUCCAGGUGCAAAGUGUACACUGAAGCAACUUCAGGCAAACAGAUGAAAAAGCAGAAUCCUCUGGGCCGGCAGCUCCUUCUGGUGUCUCUGACCACGUUGUGCCACGUCCUGGGGCCUUUUGUCCGAGAGCGGAGGCAGCAGCCCGAGGCCCCGGAGGCCCUGCCGGGGCUGUUGCAGCAGGCGGCGGUCCAGCUGGGCACCUUGCUGCAGCUCUGCGCGCCUUGCGAGGCCCGGGGCCUGCACUCUGCCUUCCUCUCCUCGGUCUGCACGCUCUUGGAAGUGGACGUGGGCCAGCAUGCCAGGCCCGGUGAGAGCGAGGUUUUGCAAGUCACGGGCAAAACGCUGCUCUCCGGACCCGCCCUCUACCAGAGCGUUUACUCGCAAGUACUGUCCGCGCUGCCGGCCCUGGCAGGACACUCCCAGUCCUUCCAGGCAGCCGUGCGGUUUUUAACCCUCUUCUCCUCGGCCCCAGAGCUGCACCCCAGGAAGGAGUCCGUUGUUACCUCCGUGUUUCAUUCUGUGAGAAACAUUCUCGCAGAUCCUGCGGUUCCGGGUCAGGUAGUCCAGGAUAUCGAGCCUCAUUUGGGAGCCUUGUUCACCCACAUGCUGGAGGUGGGGACCAUGGAGGACUUCAAGGGGAUGCUGCAGUGUGUUCUCCAAGGGCUGGACGUCAGGAACCUGUGGCAAGCAGACCAGCCGACCGUUCUGUCGUCUGUAACACUGGUGAAGUUGCUGCUGAACUGCCCACUCGGUGCAGAGAAAGCGAGCCUGUUCUGGCGUGCGUGCCCGCAGAUAGUCACGGCUCUGACGCUGCAAAACCGAGAGGCCUGUCAGGAGCAGCCCCUGCCCUUGGCGUUGGUGGAGUCCAUCUUGGACGUGCUGGCCGCCCUGCUGCGGCAGGGGGAGGAGGCCAUCAGCAACCCGCACCACGUCAGCCUGGCCUUCAGCAUCCUGCUGACGGUCCCGCUGGACCACCUGAGGCCCGAGGAAUACGGGAGCAUCUUCCCUCGGGUGCACAACGCACUCUUCUCCAUCUUGCAGUGCCACCCGAAGGUAAUGCGGAAAGCCAUCCCUUCUUUCUUGAGCUGCUUUAAUCGGUUGCUGUUUUCAGUUAUUCAUGAAGGACGGCAGAAAGAUAAAGGGAGUGCAGACGACCUGCCGGUGGUCCUCGAGUGCGCCCGCCUGGUGGAGAGGAUGUACAGCCACAUCGCAGCGCAGGCUGAGGACUUCACGGUGUUCGCGCCCUUCAUGGUGGCCCAGUACCUGACGGAGGUGCAGAAGGUCACCCUGUCGCCGGCCGUGAAGGGCCCCCUGCGGGAGGGCAUCUACCUGCUCCUGGACCUCUGCAUCGAGUCGGACGUGCAGUUCCUCCGGGCCUCGCUGCCUCCGGGUGUCAGGGACGUCUUCACGGAGCUGCACGGCGACUACACGAAGCACCACAAGGGGAAGCACGAGGGGGAGCGGAGGUACGCCGUCUGA
Messenger RNA from Artibeus jamaicensis (Jamaican fruit-eating bat), 4943 nucleotides. It is a transcript of the gene URB2, whose product is annotated as URB2 ribosome biogenesis homolog. The coding region runs from base 357 to 4943 and encodes 1528 amino acids. Gene Ontology annotation, biological process: ribosome biogenesis. The record is from RefSeq and is a predicted model, not a curated record. The transcript has 10 exons. NCBI's taxonomy places the organism in Eukaryota, Metazoa, Chordata, Mammalia, Chiroptera, Phyllostomidae. Gene Ontology annotation, cellular component: nucleolus.